Molecule: messenger RNA, 8179 nt
Organism: Carya illinoinensis
Lineage: Eukaryota; Viridiplantae; Streptophyta; Magnoliopsida; Fagales; Juglandaceae
Product: disease resistance protein RUN1-like
Exons: 13
Coding region: 77-7696 (2539 amino acids)
Biological process (GO): signal transduction; defense response
Molecular function (GO): protein binding; ADP binding
Source: RefSeq, a predicted model, not a curated record
GCCCGCUCCUCUGUUCUCAUUCUCCUUCUCUGAAAACAUGAUCCUUUAAGUAUUUUUCCAUUGGCCGUGUCGAUCGAUGAUGACCAAUACUAUUCAAACAGCCCCUUCAUCUUCUUCUUGUUCUUCGCCUCGAAGAAACUACGAUGUUUUCCUCAGUUUCCACGGCAAGGACACACGUAAGAAUUUUACGGCCCAUCUGUAUAAAUCUUUGACACGGGGAGGAAUUUUUGCUUUCAGGGACGAUGAAGAACUAGAGCGAGGAGAAUAUAUUUCUGAAAAGCUUUUGAAAGCAAUUGAAGAAUCUAAGUUUGCAAUUGUAGUUCUCUCACGAAACUACGCUUCUUCGAGAUGGUGCUUGAUUGAACUCGCCAAGAUCGUCGAAUGCAUGGAAAAGACGGGGCUGACAGUCUUACCAGCUUUCUACCAUGUGGAUCCCUCUCACGUUCGAAACCAGGCGGGUAGUUUUGCCGACGCUUUCACUGAACAUGAAAAAAAUUCCAGAACUUCCAGAGAAGUUAUGCAAACGUGGAAAACUGCUUUGCAGAAAUUGGGUAGUAUCGCUGGAUGGGAUUUACGUGAUAGGGAUGAGUCGAAAGUUAUUGAAGAGAUCGUAGAAGAGAUACAUGCUAAAUUAAAUUCUACAUUCUUGACUGUUUCCAAGAAGCUUGUUGGAAUAGACUCUCGUCUAGAGGAAUUGAUGAAUUUAUAUUUAAAUAUUAGGCCCGAUGAUGUUCGCUUUCUAGGUAUCUGGGGGAUGGGUGGUAUUGGGAAGACCACUCUUGCACGUGCUGUUUAUGACAAAAUUUCUAGUCGAUUUGAAGUUAGUUGCUUUAUUGCCAAUGUUAGAGAAAAAAGUGGAGGAAAUGGUCUUGCUGAUUUACAAAAUCAACUUCUUUCCGAUCUCUUCAAGGAUAAGAGUAGUGACAUAAAGGAUGUCGACAUAGGAAAAAACAAAAUUAGACACAGACUACGUCAUAGAAGGGUUCUUGUUGUUGUGGAUGAUGUGGAUCAAACCCAACAAUUAGAAGCAUUAGCAAUUGAGCGCGAUUGGUUUGGUCGAGGCAGUUUAAUCAUUAUAACAACAAGAGAUACGAGUCUAUUUAUAGAACGUGGAUUGGCUGAAGAUGAAAUAUAUAGGGCUAAACAAUUGGACGAUGAUGAAGCUCUCCAACUCUUUAGUUGGAAAGCCUUCAAGAAUGACCUCCCUCUAGAAGGUUUUGUAGAACUUUCCAGGCAGAUUAUACAUUAUGCUAAUGGCCUUCCUUUAGCUCUGGAAGUUUUGGGUCUAUUCUUAUGUGGGAAAAAUGUAAAUUCUUGGAAAGAUGCUUUAGGAAGAUUAAAAGAAAACCCCAAGAAAGAAAUUGUGGAUACACUUAAAAUAAGUUUCGAUGCACUCGAGGCAAACGAGCAAAACAUUUUCCUGGAUGUUGCAUGUUUCUUCAAAGGGUGGAAUUAUGCUGACGAUGUCAAGAGCAUACUAGAAAGUUGCAAUUAUCACCCAAGCAGCGGUAUAGAGAUUCUUAUCAGUAAGGCUCUCAUAACAAUCAUGGGAGGAGAACUGGGGAUGCAUGAUCUACUCCAAGAAAUGGGUCAUGAAAUUGUUCGCCGCCAAUCUCGGGGAGAUCCUGGCAAACAGACCAGAUUGUGGCUUACUAAUGAUAUCAUCCGUGUACUGAAGAACAACAGUGGAACAAACAGGAUCGAAGGCAUAGUCCUAAGCUCUCCUCCAAAAGAAGAAUUACACUUAAAUUCUGAGGUCUUCUCGAAGAUGAAGAACUUAAGAUUGCUCAGGAUCAAAGGUAAUGUGCACAUUUCUCAAGGCCUUAGUUAUCUUUCUACAGAGUUGCGGGUUAUACAGUGGUGCGGAUAUCCUUCAAAUUCUUUGCCAAUGAGUUUCCGAUCACCUAAUAAACUCGUUAUGCUGGCUAUAUGUUGUAGCCACAUUGUGAAACUAUGGAAGGGAAUUGAGAGUUUAUACAAGCUAGAGUAUGUUGACCUUCAUAACUCUCAGUACUUGCUGGAGACCCCGGACUUCACUAAUGCCCCAAAUAUUAAGAAGCUGAUUCUUCGAGGCUGUACAAAAUUGCGUAAUCUCCACUCAUCAGUUGGAGCUCUAAAACGCCUUAUUUUUCUGGAUUUGGAAGGUUGCACAUCUCUUACUAGCCUUCCCUGUAACAUUAGUUGGGAUUCCCUAGAAAUUUUGAUUCUUUCUGGCUGUACGAGACUUAGGAAGUUUCCAAAAACGAUGGGAAAUAUGAAUUGUUUGCGGCAACUUGAAUUCGACCGGAAUGCAGUAGUAGAACUUCCAUCAUCAAUUGGGCAUUUAAUUGGCCUUACUUCUUUGAGUUUGAGAGGCUGCAAAAGCCUCUUGAGUCUUCCGAGUGCUAUUUGUGAUUUGACAUCUCUUAAAACUCUCGAUCUCUCUGAUUGUUCAAAACUUGAGAAAAUGCCCGAGGGACUAGGGAAGUUGGAACAUCUAGAGGAGCUCAAUAUGAAUGAAACCGCUAUAAGGCAAUUUCCAUCCUCCAUUACACGUCUACGAAAUCUUAAAAUGUUGUCCUUCCGAGGAAGUUCAGGUCCACCUAAAUCGUUUCUCAACCUAUUCGUAACUUGUCUUUUGGGGAACCCCGACACUGGUUUGGUAUUGCCUACUUCGUUCUCAAGCACUCAAUGGAGCUUGAACAAAUUAAAUUUGAGUUACUGCCAUUUAAUGGAUGGAGCAAUUCCCGAUGACCUGAGUGGUUUGUCAUCAUUGCUAGCUCUAGAUCUAAGUGGAAACGAUUUCACAUUCUUACCUGAAAGCAUCUCUAAACUUCCUAAGCUUAGUUUUAUUUUCUUGGGACACUGUAGUAAGCUUCGAUCAAUACAAGAACUUCCGUCGCGUAUAGUCUGCGUUGAGGCUGAAGGUUGUAUCUCAUUGGAAACACGUUCUGAUAAAAUCCAUACAUUGGUAUCAGAUGAAACUGGAUUAGCUUUUCUAUGUGGGACCCGUAAGCCAAGCCGAUCGAAAGAAGGACAACACGACCGCCUAUUGAAUGAAAGAAGAACCAUUCAGGCAAACAUUGAUCUUGCCAGAGUCACGUGGGGUGGUUCAAGAGGAGGAGGAAUUCCAAUGUGGUUCCAGAAUCAGAGUAUGGGUUCCUCGAUUACAAUCCGGUUGCAGCCGGAUUUGGAUGAUGGUAGAAAGUGGUUGGGUUUUGCUCUUUAUUUUUUCUAUGAAAUCCAUGACCUAGAAAGUUGGGAGUCAACACGGUUUGAUUGCGAAGACCUUGUGUUUUAUUUUGUUACCGAUGAAGGUCCUCUCAAAGCCUCCCUAAGCUACGGUUAUAAAGUCUCCGAUACUAUUGAUACACCGGCAGGACAUUGGAUAUAUGUACCACGCAAUUGGCUUGAGAAAAUUUCUAACGAGGUGAAUACAUGGAGUUACAUUACGGUUUCAAUUACGAUUGGCAGUCCAUUCAUGAAGGUGGAAAGGUGCGGGGCUCAUCUAAUAUACGAGCAAAAUGCCCAUGAGUUUAUCGAUGCAGUUUUAUCCUCUAAGAAAAUGACUCUCAAAAUUUGCGAUGGAAAGGGCAAUUUCAAAUUCCAGAGCUCUUCCCGAAGUAGCUAUCCAGGUGGUUCCCGUAUUUCCUUUCUAGGCGUGGCUAGGCCAAGGAAUGUUGGUGAAGUAGAAUCUAGUGGGUCCAAUCUAUUGGAUAAAGGUUUUACCUCAAAUGAAAUGUUAGAAUGCACCUCAGAGAAUUCAAUCAGUACGUGUUCUACUGAGCACCCAGGCUGCAAUAUUGACAGUGACUCGACCAACCGUCUGAAGUCCUUACUUCUCAGAUGCUAUGAGGUAAACUAUGCAAAACGCAAGAUGCACAAGUAUGUUUUUCCCAUAAGUGCAUCCCCGCUAUGGUUCACAGUUCAUGGUAUGGGGCCUGUGGUUAGUGUCGACCUGCCUCCGAAUUUAUAUGAUGAUAAGGGGUGGGUGGGAUUUGCUGUAUCUGUUAGUUAUGUUAUCCGCGACCAGACAAGUGUUUCCCGCAACAUCUUUGGUCAUUUGGAUGCAUAUGAUGAUGAUCUCGAAUGCUUUUUUGUCUUCCCCUCAACCCCAGACACGAUCGUUGCUGGGCCAAGUAGAAUUUUUCUGUUCCACUUACCUCGUGUCUUUUUCACUGAUAAGUUGAAUCAAAGGAGGAAGAUCCGAGCUUCAUUUGUAACCGACGAUCAAAAUAUGGAGGUUGUAAUGUGUGGAAUCCGUUUAGUAUACAAGAAAGACUUGAUUGGGCUUGUCCAUACAAUAGUAGACUGCGUAUUAAGGAGUCCGGAAAUCCACCUUCAAAGCUAUCUCCGAAGUUUUGAAAAUCAAGUCAAUAAUCUACCAAACUAUGUUUAUGAUGAGGCUGUAUCCAGUGAAUGCAAUCCAAUAUUAAUACCAAGAGAAUGGCCGCCAGGUUCUUUUUGUUACUUCUCAACGGAAAGGAGGAAUCAAUACUUUGAAAUGCUUCCAUCAAGUAGUGAAGAACAGAUCAAUUAUUACUUAUUUGAGAAAUGCCUUACUCAAAUAAUUGUUGCAAGGGAUUCAAAAGAUUCGAAUUCCAAUCAUAUUAUUCAGGCUGGAGCAGCGUAUUUGAAUGAACUCAGCAAAGGAGAUCCUGCAAAAGCCUCUCAUGUGAAUUUAGUUCUAAAUCACUUGCAGGACACACAUAUUAAUAAAUUCCAUCCUUACAACAAUUGUUUUCUGCAAUGUGAGAUUCCGGAUUACUUCUGCUGUCAAGCCUGUCAUGUUGGUUCAUCAGUAGCGUUUCGUUUACCUCAAAACUUGAAUAAAAAUUAUGAUUGGAUUGGAAUAGCUUUAUGUGUUGUUUUCACUAUCAACAAGAAUAAUGAACCUCUCAUCCACGACAAUCCGGCGGGCUCCGAAAUUUCUUAUACCCUCUUAUGUCAUUUGACAAGAAACACAAGUUUGGAGAUGUUAAUUUCCCAUGGUAUAACUACCAGGUCCGGAAACAAUAGUUUCAUUUGGCUAUUGUAUAUUCCACGUGAUGCUUCAUUUUCAGAAAGUUUGAACGAAUGCGAUCACAUCCACGCCUUAUUUUAUAGCAGUAGCCCAGACUUGAUUGGGCAGAAGUGUGGGCACAAGUUUGUAUAUUUGGACAACAUGGCAGAGUUAGUUGGAACAAUAGCUCAAUGUGCAGCCACGUCUCCUCACAAUUCUGGGCUCAUCAAUCAUCAGUUCGAAGGAGAUGAUCAAGAUAGGAGUAAUAGGCAAUGUCGUAUUAAUGAUCAAGAGGAAACCAGCAAAAGUGAUAGCUCCGACGACGAGAUAUCAAGAGGAACCAGGAUAAAGGGAAAGAGUGGUAGUCAUCUCAGCAAACUGAACCAAAAGAUAAUAAAAUGUAUAAAUUUUCUGCAUAAUCUCAGGAAGGAAUUUCAUUUCUUCUUUGCAUCUGAUCAUUGUUUCCCUCCAAGUGAGACUCCAGAGUUCUUAACCUAUCUCGGCAUAGGACCUUCAGUGACAAUGGAGCUACCUACAAAUAUGCAUAAUGAUUCUGCAUGGGUGGGACUUCUUAUUUGUGCUUCGUUUACAUUCCAAGAGAAUCAAAUUGAAUUUCUUGAAAGUCUAGAAUCUGAAAUUCCUCACCACCUUAUAUGUUUUUUUGACACGGAUAUACAUAGUUUGAGACCUAUCCAUGUAUAUCGCACUGCCAAGCAAGAAUUCAAGUGGUUACAUUUUUUAAAUGGGUUUAUUUGGCUAUCCUAUAUACCAAUUUGGUGGCUUCCAAAUGGAAUACAGUGCUGCAAUCACAUAGAGGUUUCGAUUAUGAGCGACUGGCCUGGCUGGAUUGUGAACAAUUGUGGUCUCCGUUUCCUUUCUAGUCAAGAUUUGGGAGAUUUUAUGCAAUUACUGCUCCCCUUCCAGGUCUCAUUUUUUGACAAUUGGGGUCUCUUUCAAAAAGAAAUAUUGGAACAAGAUUCUACACAACUAGAACCAUUCUCGAAUCAAACAGAUCAAGGAUGCACUUCAAUAGACUCAGGUUUUGCUAGUGAUGUUGAGUCUCACCCCACAUUGGCAAAGAACCAAGUCUACAUUUUGGAAACAUCAACCAUCUUUCUCAAAAGAAAACUUGGGACUCUGUUUUCAACACUCUUUGAGGGGCUUCAAAACGAUUAUCAUGGAUAUUUCUUUCCUCAAGGUGAAAUGCCACCGUGGUUCAAUAAUCGAAAUGAUGGACCCUCAAUAGAAAUCCAGCUGCCAUCGAAUUUGUAUAAUGACAAGAGCUGGAUGGGAUUUGCUAUAUGUGCUAUUUUGGGUCGUCCAGCUGACUCUCGCAACAAUUCAAAUCCUAAAACACCUGCCGGUUGCAUUCUUCAUUUGGAUAGCAAUGAAGGUUGUUUGAAACCUGACCUAGUCCUUAGCAUCCCCAGAUCCAAAUUGUUGAACUCAGACCAAUUACUUGUCGUACAUUACGUAUCACCAACGAUUCUUCCCAGUAAGCUAAACCAAUGGAGUCAUGUUAAAGCUAUAGUUGAAUGCAACAUCCCAAGUGUGGAGACUCAAAUGUGUGGGAUACGACUAAUGUACAAACAAGAUGUGGAAGGGUUUGUUCAAACAACAGCAGAGUGUGCAGUAGCUAUUCCAAACGGCCAGCUUUGCUACUAUUAUCUAUCUUUCGUAGAUAAAUUGAAAUUUCUGAAAACCCGUGAUAAUAGAACUAAAUUCAAGGAGCGCAACUUUUAUGCAUGUCACUCUCCCAUAAUUGAAAGUAGGCGCUUUCAAUCCUUGCCAAAGCCGCCAUCUAUCUGUAAACGUGAUGUACAUCAAGAAUGUUCUUCAUCAAAAACAUUCUCGAAUGAAAGAGUUUCAAAGAGCACUGCUUCAGGAAAUGGUGCUGAAAUAGUUCUACCACCUGGGUAUCUAGACUGCACCAGUGACUCAGUUUUCUCAUUGAAAACUGAUUUUGAGUACUUCCUUCAAAAAGGCGUCACGGCCUUUAAUCUAUCCGCCACAUCCUGUAUAAGUACCGCUUUUUUGCCUCAGACAAAAGUUCCGGAGUGGUUCAACCAUCAAAGUAGGGGGCCGUUAGUGAAUAUCCAGCUACCUCCAAAUAUCAUGAAUGAUAGAAAUUGGAUGGGGCUUGCUCUAUGUGCUACCUAUUCAAUCCACGAUGAUCAAUAUCCGACUGAUCUCUCUCGUGAAAAUCCUAAUUCCAAUGUUUCUCACAAGCUUUUUUGUGGAUUGGUUACUGAUUUAGGUGUGUUGAUGCCUCCCAAUGUCAUUAGCCUUACUAAAGAAAAAUGCAUGUGGCUUUAUCUACGUGGAUUUCUUUGGCUAGCCUACAUACCACGUCGGUUUCUUAGAGAUGGCUUGUACAACCUAUGUAGUGAGAUUAAGGCUUUCUUUGGAAGCAAUUGCCCUAAGUUGACAGUUCAAAGCUGUAGCCUCCGUCUCUUAUACCGUCAAGAUAUGGAAGAGUUUGACCAAACAUUUCUCAAGUGCUAUACCCCGCCUUACCAGUACCAAAACCGCGAGGUCUUCCAUAGAAACUUUGAAUACAGUUCUUGUUUCCUUCCAUGUGGAAUAACGGAGUGGUUCAACUAUCACAGCAACGAGCCCUCAGUGGGAUUUGAGUUACCUCCUGAUUUUUAUAAUGACAAUAAUUGGCUGGGGCUUGCCAUGUGUGCUUCUUUUUGGGUAUACGAGGAUGAUUAGGCUGCCCAUGUUAAAAUGUUGGAUUUAGGAAAUCCUCAUUAUCUCGUGUCUUUUGGAUACAGACAUUGGCAGUGUGAAUCCUGAUCUACAUUCCCAUCGCCCAUUUACAGAGGAAGAAAUCAAGUGGGUACGUCAAGGUGAGAUAAUGUGGCUAUUAUUUAUACCAAAAGGAUCACUUCCAGAGUCGUUGAACCAAUGCACUCGAAUAGAGGCCUCCAUUGCUAGUGACUGCCCAAGCUUGAGAGUGCACAAGUGUGGAUUCCAACUUCUCUACCUGCACGAUGAGGCGGAGUUUAAGGAAACAAUAAGGCAUUGCAAUAAGCAAAACCGCCAUAAAGAUUACGAGACAUCAAUAACGAGAUCCAAUUUUGAUCCCACGAUCCAAGACAAGGGAGAACAAGUUGUACAAUAAUAAACUCACCUCUCAAUUAGUGUCAUACUGCUGCUUGUUUUGUUCCUUUUGUUUUUAUUUCUCUUCUUUUU